Molecule: messenger RNA, 735 nt
Organism: Brassica rapa (field mustard)
Lineage: Eukaryota; Viridiplantae; Streptophyta; Magnoliopsida; Brassicales; Brassicaceae
Product: dynein light chain 1, cytoplasmic
Biological process (GO): microtubule-based process
Cellular component (GO): cytoplasmic dynein complex
Molecular function (GO): dynein intermediate chain binding
Source: RefSeq, a predicted model, not a curated record
GAUAUAAGAUUUUGUUAUUACAGUUCAAACGAAGUUGCAAGUUUCAUCUCUUUGCAUUUAACUUUAUUGAGACCAAAACACGUUGAGGUGGAAAUGGGAUACAUCUCCUAGUCCUAGCUGAGUGAUGUGAGAGUGAGAAACAUGGAAGGAGUAGAGCUUGAACUGGAGAGAAGAAGCAAGUUCUUGAACAACUUGAUACAGCAGAAGAAGAAAGCUAAAGAGCAGCAAGACCAGAAAGACGAGUUCAAUGUCCGAGUUCGAGCUUCCGACAUGCCUCUGUCAGUGCAAAACAGGGCAUUCAGUUUGUCCCGUGAGCUCUUGGAUGCUACGCCUGGAAAGGCCGACAACAAACGACUCGCUCUCGCCCUUAAAAAGGACUUCGAUUCUGCCUACGGCCCUGCAUGGCAUUGCAUUGUUGGGACCAGCUUUGGUUCAUACGUGACUCAUUCCGUUGGAGGAUUCUUAUAUUUCCAGAUCGACAAGGUUUAUGUUCUUCUAUUCAAGACUGCUGUGGAACCCCUAGAUCACCAAUAAGAAAGCUGAUCCAUCAAAACAUAAAGAAGAGCAUCUUCAGUUAGUUCUGUUUUUCAAUUUCUGUCCUGUAUUCUUAUUUCUAAUUCGAUAUGUCAAUCUUCUAGACAACAUCUUUGAUACAAAUCAAGAAUAGGUUUGUCUCAUUCAUGUUCUGUAAUUACAAGUGAACUUGAUGUUCUUAAGAAACUUCUAUUUUCGGUA